Phytophthora sojae is the source of this 588-nucleotide messenger RNA. RefSeq lists its product as hypothetical. Gene Ontology annotation, biological process: water transport; glycerol transmembrane transport. The transcript is spliced from 3 exons. The coding region runs from base 1 to 588 and encodes 195 amino acids. Gene Ontology annotation, cellular component: plasma membrane. Gene Ontology annotation, molecular function: water channel activity; glycerol channel activity. NCBI's taxonomy places the organism in Eukaryota, Oomycota, Peronosporomycetes, Peronosporales, Peronosporaceae. The record is from RefSeq and is a predicted model, not a curated record.
AUGGCUUCCAAGCAAGACACGAACAUCGCCGCCGUCUCCUACGACGAGCUGGUCGACAAGGUCGAGACCGGAUACGUCGACGCGCCGAGCACGCCCAAGGCCGGCUCCGCCUCGCACGGCAAGGCCCCGUCGCGCUACGCCGUGCAGAGCGUGCACAUGCGCGAGUGCCUGGCCGAGUUCCUCGGCACCUUCGUCAUGAUCGUCUUCGGCAUGGGCGUGAACAACCAGGUCGUCAACUCCGAGGAGAAGAACGGCACCAUCAACAUGUGCUGGGGCGUGGCCGUACUCAUCGGCGUGUACUGCUCCGAGGGCAUCAGCGGCGCCAACCUCAACACGGCUGUGACAUUGGCGCACUGCGUCUACGGCCGCCUGCCGUGGUGGAAGGUGCCGGGCUACAUGCUGUCGCAGCUGCUGGGCGACUUCUGCGGCGCCUUCGUCAUCUACGUCAUGCAGUACCAGAACCUCAACGUCAUCGACCCGCAGCGCGAGACCACAGCAGAGCAGCUUCGCCACUUCGUGGGCACGGCCAUGCUGGUGCUCAGCAUCUACGCCAUCACGAAUAGCAACCACAGUGUACCUAACAUGUAG